Messenger RNA from Chenopodium quinoa (quinoa), 1501 nucleotides. Its product is annotated as transmembrane protein 45A-like. Lineage: Eukaryota; Viridiplantae; Streptophyta; Magnoliopsida; Caryophyllales; Amaranthaceae. The record is from RefSeq and is a predicted model, not a curated record. The coding region runs from base 353 to 1180 and encodes 275 amino acids. The transcript has 4 exons.
AAAUCAUGAGGGUCCAUACAAAAUUGAGAAGGGUGAAAAUAUAAAUGAUUUCAUAAUAAAGCGGUCCAUUUUUCCAGAUGUACACUUUCUUCCUUUAUAUCUCCUCUCUCUCACAAAUAAUUACGCACAAAUUACAGUGAUUCUUAGAUUUCCAUCUUUUUUUUAGGGUAGUUGGUCAACCUUUUGCCUUUUGGAUCCUAAUCAUUCACUAAUCACUUCUCAUCAAUUUUAUUUUUCCAAAGUUAUACAAUAUUCAACUGUUUCUAUGGUAUGCAGGUGCAAAAGGUGUAAUUGGGGGGCAUAGAAGGGAGUUAAUGAAAGAAUUGGGUGAUAAUUUUGUUUAAUUGAAGAGAUGGGGUCAUUUAAAGGUCAUGUAGUGCCAGGGACACUGUUUUUGGUGGUGGGUUUAUGGCAUAUGUGGUGUAGUGUGUACAGAUAUGUGAGGAGUCCGAAUUCGUUUCGGAUCCGGGUAUGGAACCCGGUGCCGGGUUUUGAUGGGAGGCUAAAGUACUUGGAAUUGUAUUUGGUGGUGAUUGGUGCUUUUAUUGAUUUGUGCAUAGAGCUUGUGUAUGCACCUCAUCUUAAGUACUUUGUAAAUGGGGUGUUGAAUCCUUCUCAUAUGAAUAAUUUUGAGCACUCUGGUAUGCUGAUCAUGUUCUUCAUCUUCGGCCUCGUCACUCUCAUAUCAGUAAAGACCAGCAUUCUUCCCUUGCCAGAUGGAGCACUUACUUUGAUUGCUGCGUCAGCAUUCUCUUCAGAGUACCUGCUGUUCUAUUUCCAUUCUACAAAUCACAAAGGCCUGGAAGGCUAUUAUCACUAUAUCCUAGUUGUACUAAUAGGCUUGUGUGUUCUAACUAGUGUUGUUGGCACUCUUGUCCCAUCAAGUUUCCCACUUGAUUUAUCUAACAGCAUUGCCAUAACUCUACAAGGCCUUUGGUUCUAUCAGACUGCCUUCACCCUGUACGGCCCCAUGAUGCCGGAUGGUUGUCUACUUAAAGAAGAUGACAUUGUAUGUCACUCAACAGAGAGUCUAAUCAGAGGGGAGAUGCUUGCAAAUUUCCAGCUAUUUUCAAUGGUUAUUGGUGUUUUUGGUGUAAUAUCUGUGUUCUAUAGUUUUGCUACUUCAACUUAUGGACAUUCUAGUCAGGAGAGCUUGCAGACAGCUGACGGUGAUUUGUAGAUAUUAUAAGUAGGGAUUUUUCAUACAAAGUUGAAGGUGGCAAUUACAGCAAGGGUAGUCAAGUCAACCAAGACAUUUCAAGGAUGCAGUAACCAUUUGCGGAGCAAAUUUUCUUGAUUGUGCAGUAUUUCAUUUAUUUAUAUACGUGUAGACGUAGUACUCUUAUAGUCCUAAAGAAUUUGCUUAAGGGGAGCAUGUGAGUGCUACAUAUUCUUUUCUUAGGGGUAGUGACACAUUUUUGUGUUGCACUUAUCUUCAACAAGAUUCAAUAAUCGUGAUUGUCUAUUUUGCGCAGUAUUUUGGUUCAUUGAGAGCUAUAAA